GAAAACUGGCGUCAGGAUCAAAGAACAGUUGAUAGUCUUCGUGAUUUCACUCCUCUUAUUAAGCAGUGGAAUAAAGAUGUGUUUGGUAAUAUCCAUCAUAAGAAGAACAGGUUGAUUGGUAGGCUUGAAGGUAUCCAGAGGGCAAUUUCUGAGCAGAAUAAAAGCCAUUUGGAAAAGAUUGAAGGCAAGAUAAGGGGUGAACUUGAACAAAAGGAGCAGUUGAAAGAUGAUGCUGGAAACUUGAUUAGAGAAGAUCACAACAUUGCACGGGUAAUAAAUGCUUACUUCUCUAAACUAUUUUCUGAAGAAAACCAUGAUCGUCCUUGGGUCCAGACUCUUUGGCCAAAGGUGGACGAUGAGACUGUUGUUAACUUAGGUGCUCCAAUUUCAAAAGAUGAAGUCAGACGAGCUUUCUUUUCUAUGAAAGAUUCGAAAGCUCCAGGGGAGGAUGGCUAUACCGCGGCAUUCUACAAAAAGAACUGGGAAUUUAUUGGUGAACAGAUUUGGAGAGAUAUCAAGUAUUAUGCAGAAAACCCUUCCAGCAUUGAGGAAGUCAACGGUACUCUGAUCACUUUGAUCCCCAAAGUUCCUAAGCCAAUGUAUGUUUCUCAAUUCAGACCUAUUUCUUUGUGUAAUGUCAUUUAUAAGGGUAUGAGCAAGAUCAUUGUGGAUAGGCUUAAGCUUACAAUGGAGAAUUUAGUUUCUCCUUACCAAGCUAGCUUCGUGCCAAAUCGUCAGCUUCAAGAUAAUAUUAUAGUAGCAAAGGAGCUGGUUCAUUCUAUGGGGAGAGUAAAAGGAAAGAAAGACUAUGGAGCUAUCAAGGAUAGGAUACGUUCAAAACUGGAUGGUUGGAAAAGCCAUUGCCUUUCUUUUGCUGGUCGAGUUACUUUGGUGAAAUCGGUCAUUGCUGCAAUCCCUUCUUUCCAUAUGCAGAAUGGUCUUUUACCAGUAACGUUUUGUGAUGAAAUUGAGCAGAUACAAAGGGCUUUCAUUUGGGGAGAUCAGGAUAGCAGAAGGCGGGCUCAUUUAGUAGCUUGGGAUCAAAUGUAUAAACCCAAAGUUAGAGGUGGUUUGGGAAUAAUUAACCUUCGACUCCAAAAUGAAGCUUAUAUUCAUAAACUGGCGUGGAAGGUGUUAACUAAGAAAGAUGAUUUAUGGGUUAAGAUUUUAGUAGCCAAGUAUGGUAGAGGUCAAGACUUAAGGAGAGGUAUAAAGGCAAAAUCAUAUGACUCUAAACUUUGGCGUGAUCUUGCUAAAUGUUGGAGUAAUUUCCUUGCUGGUCUUAGAUGGGAAAUAGCAGAUGGUUCUGAAGUAAAGCUUUGGACUGAUAACUGGUUGGGAUGGGAGGAAAAUUUGCAGCAGUUGUCGAGCAAUCAGGUGCCGUGGGAGGAGAGUCAGAAAUCAAUUGCAGAUUACAUGGUGGAUGAUGGUUUCCGUCUUGAAGUUGAUCAUCAAUUUCUGGAGUCAGAUUUGGCUGAUGCAGUAACAAAUCAUCUCAGGCUUAUUCCAAGGAAUGGGGAGGAUAGAUUAGUUUGGAUCAAUAAUCAUCACUCAACUUCUUUGGUUAAGGGUCUUCAUGUGAUGACUCUUUUUCAGCUUCAGUUGCUAAGAGAGGCAAGCAGACAUCUAAGCCACUCCGUUGCUUCACAAUCACAUAUUUAUUCCAUGCAACCGUACCAACUUUUCUCUCCGUUUUUGUUACGAUUGUAA
Molecule: messenger RNA, 1710 nt
Organism: Gastrolobium bilobum
Lineage: Eukaryota; Viridiplantae; Streptophyta; Magnoliopsida; Fabales; Fabaceae
Exons: 4
Source: RefSeq, a predicted model, not a curated record